UUCGAAACCACACCAUUUAACGAUUUUGAAAAUUGAUUCCAUUUCAAUUUUAUCAAAAACAUAAGCACAUCUAUAAAUUUCAGAAAACGGAAUAAAACAGAAUGAACGGUGGCGAUGUCGCCGUCGCCGGAUCCGACGAUCUGAAAUCCCCGCUCUUACCUGUCGUCCGACAUGAGGAGGAACCAUUCCAACGUCAAACGGUGGGGCAACAGCUUCGGACAAUAUUCACACCUAAAAACUGUUACAUAGCUCUCGGUCCUCUUCUUUGCGCCGUCGUGUGUCUAUGCGUACGCCUCGGGGGAGAUGACACGACGACGGCUAAGAACAUGCUCGGCGUUCUUGCUUGGAUGUUCGCGUGGUGGCUGACGGAGGCCGUUCCCAUGCCUAUCACCUCCAUGACGCCGCUCUUCCUCUUCCCUCUCUUUGGAAUCUCGUCGGCCGAUGUGGUGGCGGACUCUUACAUGGAUGACGUCAUCUCCCUUGUCCUCGGCAGCUUCAUCCUCGCUCUCGCCGUCGAACACUACAACAUCCAUCGCCGACUCGCCCUUAACAUAACGUUGGUGUUCUGCGUGGAGCCGCUAAACGCGCCGCUGCUUCUGCUUGGCAUAUGCGCUACAACAGCGUUCGUGAGUAUGUGGAUGCACAACGUAGCGGCUGCAGUCAUGAUGAUGCCAGUCGCUACGGGGAUACUUCAGAGGUUGCCCUCUUCGUCGUCUUCGUCGGAAGUUGUGCCUCCUGCAGUGGGGAAGUUUUGUAGGGCGGUGGUGCUUGGUGUGAUAUACUCAGCACCAAUAGGUGGAAUGAGCACACUCACUGGAACAGGUGUGAAUCUGAUACUUGUGGGAAUGUGGAAAAGUUAUUUCCCGGAGGCUGAUCCAAUCAGUUUCAGCCAGUGGUUCUUUUUUGGUUUCCCAUUGGCUUUGUGCUUAUUCGUGGUGCUUUGGGGUAUUCUAUGUGUUCUGUAUUGUCCCAGAGGAGCAGGAAAAGCUCUCUCUCCUUAUCUCCACAAAUCUCAUCUCAAGAGAGAGCUUGAGAUGUUAGGACCAAUGAAUUUCGCUGAGAAGAUGGUCUUAACCGUGUUUGGUGGGUUGGUUGUGUUGUGGAUGACAAGAAAUAUAACAGAUGACAUCCCCGGCUGGGGUGUGAUCUUCGACGGCCGGGCAGGGGAUGGAACGGUGAGUGUGAUGAUGGCGACAUUGCUGUUUAUAAUCCCAAGCAAGAUUAAGAAAGGAGAGAAGCUGAUGGACUGGGGCAAAUGCAAGAAACUUCCAUGGAACAUAGUCUUGCUAUUGGGAGCUGGAUUCGCUAUAGCCGAUGGAGUGCGCACAAGUGGCUUAGCCGAAGUCUUAUCAAAAGGACUGGUCUUUCUCGAAACAGCUCCUUAUUGGGCAAUUGCUCCAACCGUUUGCCUCAUAGCUGCUAGCAUCACAGAGUUCACCUCAAACAACGCAACAACUACAUUGUUGGUCCCGUUGCUGAUAGAGAUAGCAAAGACAAUGGGAAUACACCCUCUGCUACUGAUGGUUCCAGGUGCCAUAGGGGCUCAGUUCGCUUUCUUGCUCCCAACGGGAACACCCUCAAACGUCGUUGGGUUCACAACGGGGCAUAUCGAGAUCAAAGACAUGAUCAAAACAGGAUUUCCUCUCAAGAUCGCCGGAACAAUCUUUCUCUCCAUCUUGAUGCCCACUCUUGGGGCAUACGUUUUUGCAUCAAAGGGAGGAGUUUAGUUUGACGAGGGAAACACAGCACACUAUUGGAUUAUCAUACCGCGCAUAAGUUUUUGAAUUGCCUUGUAAGCUAUAUAUAUGUGUAGAUAAUUAUUAUUAUUAUGGUCAAUACAUGUAUGAUGGAACUGGGAAAUAUAUAUAUGUGGUCAAAAAUUCACAAAAAAAUGGGACCGUUUUUGUAACCCACUCGAUGAUAGUUUUCGGCAAACAUUGCUUUCUUUUGUGCUUUCAA
Capsella rubella is the source of this 1959-nucleotide messenger RNA. Its product is annotated as tonoplast dicarboxylate transporter. Gene Ontology annotation, molecular function: transmembrane transporter activity. Gene Ontology annotation, biological process: monoatomic anion transmembrane transport. Bases 102 to 1727 code for a protein of 541 amino acids. Gene Ontology annotation, cellular component: membrane. The transcript has 4 exons. The record is from RefSeq and is a predicted model, not a curated record. NCBI's taxonomy places the organism in Eukaryota, Viridiplantae, Streptophyta, Magnoliopsida, Brassicales, Brassicaceae.